ACUGGAUGGAAAGAAAGCAAAAGUGACAGACAACAAGACGACAAAAUGAUAACCUCUCUCUCACCUACCCUCUCAUCACCCUGGUUAUGGCUCAUAAUUGGCAGUGUGGCGCUAGCGUACGCCAGGCUUGCCCAGCGUCGUCCGUCUUCUUUGUCGAAAUACCCCCUCUUCCACCAGCGGCGGUGGUUCGACGUCUGGGGCGUCUGGGAGCGAGGCGAGUUUUUGCUCAAAGGUGCCAACCAGGCAAUAGCCAAAGCCGCUCAGCACUAUGGGAUCGGAGAGCCCUUUUGCAUGAGGGACCCGUGGGGCGAGAUAUUGGUACUGCCUGCAGAGCAUGCACAUUAUCUCAAGAGCAAUACCGGGUUUGCUUUUGAGCCGUUUUUCAACGCGAGAACACACGCAUCACUCAAUGAUGGCUUGGCCGGUUUCCUAGAGCUUGCGAAACUGCCGAAUAUCGUCAGCCAGGGGGUCAAGGCAAACUUGACCCAAGUUUCUCAAAAACAGCUCAAUGAUCUAUCCGAGGACACUCUGUCGGCCAUAGACGACCUCGUACCAGCUGGAGACGGCAACUGGGGGGAAAUCCCAGUGUCGGACGUGGUGGUCAAGAUCGUACAUAGGGUAUCGAGCCGGACCUUUCUCGGCAACGACGGGCCGCGCAACACACAAUGGCUGGACCUGGCGCAGACCUACACUCCCGACAUCUCGCUGGCUGGAUUCAUCCUGGACCUGGUCCCGCCUCUGCUCCGGCCGCUGGCCCAGUGGUGCAUCCCGGCCAUGCACCGGGGACGCCGGCAGCUCGCGACGGCCCGCGGCCUUGUGGCGGCCAUGAUUGACGAGCGGCGGCGGCGGCAGGAGGUGCAGCCGGUGUCGUCGGACGGCGGGGAGAAGAAGCAGGUGGUGGGCAGCGACGACGCCAUUGGGUGGUUCGACCGCGCGGCCGGCGGGGACGCCCGGCUCUACGACGCGGCGGCGGCGCAGCUGGCUCUGACGUUUGUGGCCGACCACACCUCGGCAAACUUUAUCGCCAAGGCGCUCCUGGACCUCGCCCGCCAUCCCGAGGUGGUUCGCGAGCUGCGGCGGGAAAUUGAGAGGGAGGUGAGCGGUCUGGGAUGGGCCGGCUGGGAAAAGGCAAACCUGCACCGGAUGAAGCUGUUGGACAGCGUUAUCAAGGAGAGCAUGCGGCUUCAACCCAUAUUUUUUGCUUCGAUGCUGGGAGCCGUCACCCAGGAGAUGAGCCUCAAGGACGGCACCGUCCUCCCGGUCGGUACGAGGAUUGCCGUCUCGGGGGACGGGAACCGCGACCCAGAGGUCUACGACAAGCCAGACGAGUGGGACGGGUAUCGCUACUACAAGAUGCGACAGGGCGGAGAGAGGGAGGACAUGGCACAGCUCGCUUGCGCCACCACCGAGCACGCCGGGUUCGGCGUCGGCAAGCAUUCGUGCCCCGGGAGGUUCUAUGCCGCCGACUUCAUGAAGAUUAUCCUGUGCCACCUGCUGAUGAGGUAUGACUGGAAAGUAUCCGAGGCUGGUCCCGAGACUGUGGUCAUGGGUUGGACUCAGAUGGUUCACCCGGAGGCCAAGAUCCUGCUACGACGACGUAGUUAG
Pyricularia oryzae 70-15 is the source of this 1605-nucleotide messenger RNA. Its product is annotated as ent-kaurene oxidase. The transcript is spliced from 5 exons. Bases 46 to 1605 code for a protein of 519 amino acids. Gene Ontology annotation, molecular function: monooxygenase activity; heme binding; iron ion binding. Lineage: Eukaryota; Fungi; Ascomycota; Sordariomycetes; Magnaporthales; Pyriculariaceae. The record is from RefSeq and is a predicted model, not a curated record.